Molecule: messenger RNA, 1350 nt
Organism: Colletotrichum higginsianum IMI 349063
Lineage: Eukaryota; Fungi; Ascomycota; Sordariomycetes; Glomerellales; Glomerellaceae
Product: Oligopeptide transporter
Exons: 7
Coding region: 1-1350 (449 amino acids)
Biological process (GO): transmembrane transport
Cellular component (GO): plasma membrane; fungal-type vacuole
Molecular function (GO): dipeptide transmembrane transporter activity; tripeptide transmembrane transporter activity
Source: RefSeq, a predicted model, not a curated record
AUGGGCGCCAACGUUGAAACCGGAAGUGCGGUAGAGCGAGACAAUACGAAGGGUGGUCUCGAGGCCACUGAAGCAUCAAACCUGGAGGGCAAUCAACCAGAUUCCCAGACACAGAGCCUCGUCGCUGAGUGCUUGCCAGAAGUCUUGGAAAGAAAGUUAUCCGUGGACAAGUUGCCAGCGUCAGUGUGGAUCGUUGCGAUUGCUGGCGCCGCAGAGCGAUUUGCCUAUUACAGCUUGUCGGCCCCUUUGCUGGACCAAUACAAUCGGCCAGGGGAAGCCGUCAUCAAAGUCAAAGGGAGUAAGACUCAUGUUGCGGAUCGCGCGUUAACGAUUCAGUUCAUUACGAACAUGUUCUUUUGGCUUACUAACCUCGCCGCGUUGUCUUCCCUCGCAUCCACGUGGAUUGAAAAGGAGGUUGACUUCUGGGCCUCGUACUUGAUGGGCUUCAUCUCUCUCUUCGUGACGGUGGUCCUCAUAUACUUCCUGAAGCGGAAGCUUGCAUGGAUACUCAAGGAAGUGUACUGCCACUGUCUCUCCGAGCUUUAUGGUGCGCUGCGAGACAUCGCUUCAGUCUGGAAGCCGCCUCUCCAGAUUCACAGAGAGAUCGGCACGUUUGCAGAGUGUUUGGAACUUGCCAAACUGGCAGGCUUACACGCAAGCAGGUUAUUCUCGGCGCCGUUCUACCUAGCAUACAUUCAAAUCAUGAACAACCUCAUUUCUCAAGCAGGUCAAAUGAGACUCGGAGGCAUCCCAAACGACACUAUGCAAGUCUGGAACCCCGUUGCCUGCAUCGUGCUCGGGCCCGUCAUCCAGCGUGGUCUUUUCCCCCUCCUCCGCAGAUCCGGAGUCCCGUUCGGCCCAAUCGUCCGGAUCUCGGCCGCCUGCUUCAUCAUGGGUGCAGCCAUGGCCUACGCCGCCGGCGUUCAGCACAUGAUCUACUCGCGCGGCCCGUGCUAUUCUCGUCCGCUGCAGUGCCCUGAAGCGGCGGUCCGCGAAGGCGCGUCAUCGCAGGGAACCUUGGGGAACGACAUCAGCGUCUGGGUGCAGAUGCCAGUCUGGUUCAUCCUGGCGGUGGCGGAGAUCCUGGGCUUCGCAACGAUCUCCGAAAUCGCCUACGAGCAGGCGCCGAAGGGCAUGAAGAGCGUGGUGCAGGCCGUGACGCAGUUGACUGCAGGCUUGGCGGCGGUCUUGGGCAUCGCCUUGUCGCCCAUCACCAAAGACCCGACAUUGGUCAUUCUGUAUUCUGUGAUUGCCGGGCUUACAGUCGUGGCAGCAUUUCCAUUCUGGUUUUAUUUCCGCGCGUUGGACCAUAAAAAGGUUGAGCCUGACACAAAUAGCCAAGAAGCUUGA